GGAAGGCAGACGCCCAAGACUGAGCCACCCAGGCACCCCUGAAAUGUGCUCUUUAGUUUAUGAAGAAGUACUUAUUUAGAAAAUGAAUGAGGAUGAGUUUUGGGUUGACUUUCAGGGCAGCAAAAAGCCGCUGGAUGGUGAACGUCAGCCAGCAGUGCUCACAUGGAUCCGUUGGGUUAUUUGUGCCACCAAGUCCUCCUCUGGACCCUGAGAAGGUCAAAGAGUUACAGCGCUUCAUCACUCUUUCCAAGAGACUCCUAGUGAUGACUGGGGCAGGAAUCUCCACCGAGUCGGGGAUCCCAGACUACAGGUCAGAAAAGGUGGGACUCUACGCCCGCACUGACAAGAAACCCAUUCAGCACGGGGAUUUUCUACGGAGUGCUCCAGUCCGCCAGCGGUACUGGGCGAGAAACUUUGUAGGCUGGCCUCGAUUCUCCUCCCUCCAGCCUAACCCUGCACAUUGGGCUUUGAGCAAUUGGGAGCGACUUGGAAAGCUGUACUGGUUGGUGACCCAAAAUGUGGAUGCCUUGCACACGAAAGCAGGGAGUCAGCGCCUGACAGAACUCCACGGAUGCAUGCACAGGGUCCUUUGCUUGGACUGUGGUGAAAAGAUUCCCCGCAGAGCGUUGCAGCAGCGUUUUGAAGCCCUGAACCCCACCUGGAGUGCUGAGGCCCAUGGCCUGGCUCCUGAUGGCGACGUCUUUCUCACAGAGGAGCAGGUGCAGAGCUUUCAGGUCCCAUCCUGUGCUCAAUGUGGAGGCCCUCUGAAACCAGACGUCGUUUUCUUUGGGGACACAGUGAACCCUGACAAGGUUGACUUUGUGCGCAGGCGUGUAAAAGAAGCCGACUCCCUCUUGGUGGUGGGAUCGUCCUUGCAGGUGUACUCCGGCUACAGGUUUAUCCUCACUGCCCGAGAGAAGAAGCUUCCAAUCGCGAUACUUAACAUUGGGCCCACACGGUCGGACGACUUGGCAUGUCUGAAACUAGAUUCUCCUUGUGGAGAGUUGCUGCCUUUGAUAGACCCACACUGACCAGAGCCUGAUGCUCCUGAGCCAGAAACAGACUUUCACUCUAAUCCUGCUAUUAAAGAAGAUUACAAAAGCCAAGUCUUACCUGAAGAAUAAAGCCUUUCUAAAGAAAAUAAAGAGUAUCCUUGCCUCUCCUUCCCCUUGGGAAAAUAGUUAUUUAUGGAACAUUUACUAUAGAACAAGCACUGUAGGAAGCAUUUUACAAGGCGUUGGCUCACCUAAUUCCCACAACCCUAUGAUCUGCACACUAUUAUUUCUUUUGAAAGAUGAAGAUCCUGAAGCUUGGAGAUUUUAUGUGACUAGCCCAAGGUCACCUGGGGUGACCCGACCAGUAACCAACGCCAGUCCGUCCAGUUCUGAACUCCCUUUAAUGAUCUAUAGAAGCCCGGUGAGGUGACUGCGCAACUGCACUUUGGGGGCGAAGAAGGGCAAGACUCAAGAAACUUCUUGAGGUGACCCCCAACUAGGUCCCGAGCGAUGAACAGGCAAGCACCAGGCGGGAAAAGGGGGAGCAUUCCAACCGGAGGUCAGAGCUACAAAUCCCUUCACCUUCUGUUUCCCCUCUUCGAAAAUGGGGACUUUGCGCGCAGAAGCCCAUGGCUCGCCCAACAUCCACUCGCCUCUCUCCUCGCGCCAGUUUGGCUCCCCGCACCCUAGCUUCCCGGCCCCCUCGUCCCUUUCCGGGAUGGCAGCCCUGGAGCAGCUCCCCACCGGAAACCGUUAUGGGGCUGGGGACGAAGGGGCGCGUGUGGGGCCGACACACCCACAGGCACGCGCACCGCAGGAAGGUGGACCCCAACGUCAUACCCACGUGAGCUCGCUAUUUUCUCACACUCGGCCCGCCCACUCUUUCCUUCCCGCCGGAUUCUGACCAUGGAGAACUGCGCACCGAGGACCCAGGAAGCCGCGCGAGGAGCCGUCGCCGCCACCUCACCCUGACGUGGGCUGG
Messenger RNA from Neogale vison (American mink), 1977 nucleotides. It is a transcript of the gene SIRT4, whose product is annotated as sirtuin 4. Gene Ontology annotation, molecular function: NAD-dependent protein lysine deacetylase activity; NAD+ binding. Bases 87 to 1031 code for a protein of 314 amino acids. Lineage: Eukaryota; Metazoa; Chordata; Mammalia; Carnivora; Mustelidae. The record is from RefSeq and is a predicted model, not a curated record. The transcript is spliced from 5 exons.